Acanthoscelides obtectus is the source of this 569-nucleotide messenger RNA. Lineage: Eukaryota; Metazoa; Arthropoda; Insecta; Coleoptera; Chrysomelidae. The record is from the annotation of a GenBank genome assembly.
AAAUCCCUACGCGCAAUAACUGAAUGUACUUAGGGCCAGUAUUAUAAUGUCUAGUUGACCGGAGGUUGAAUGUCAAACUCGACUCAAACCGCACUUUACGUAUUAUAAACGAUAACCGAAGGUUGAACCGCGGGUUGAGCGCUCGUUCAGUCAACUCGAACCUAUCCUCAGGUUGAACUGUCAACCGAAGGUUUAAAGCGGCAUUCUAACCUCAAAUAACGAAAUUGUGAUUAGUGUGUUUAUGUUUAUGAAGUUACAAAAUUAUUUGUCAAAAAAUGGCAUCUCCAUCAUCAUCACCAGAAACUGAAUUAAAUUUGCAUAGCAGACUAGUUUGGGCAGAUAGUAGUAACGAAUCAGCAAGAAUGGAUCAUUUCACCCGUUGGAGCGACGAGGAAUUUCGAAUCAGAUUUAGAUUAAGCAAGGAUACGGUCGUAAUGCUAGAGCAAAGAUUUCGGAAUGAGAUAGCACCGAAAACUAACCGGUAAUUAUACAAAAUGUAAAUUGCAUGAAAUGACAAGUAUGUUUUAAAUUUGUUGUUUUUAGGAACUGUGCGAUAACAUCAAUGCAAC